Molecule: messenger RNA, 2150 nt
Organism: Oenanthe melanoleuca
Lineage: Eukaryota; Metazoa; Chordata; Aves; Passeriformes; Muscicapidae
Gene: ATOX1
Product: antioxidant 1 copper chaperone
Exons: 4
Coding region: 1711-1926 (71 amino acids)
Biological process (GO): copper ion transport
Cellular component (GO): cytosol
Molecular function (GO): metal ion binding; copper chaperone activity
Source: RefSeq, a predicted model, not a curated record
GCUGGAGGAACGGCGGCGCUGACAUGGCGGCGGGCGCCAUGUGCGGGCUGAGGGGGCGCUGGGAGCCCGGCCCCUGCGGCCGAGGGCUGCGGGCUCCCAGCAGUGAGCAGGCAUUGACCCCCCGCUUUGACUGUGUCUCCGUAGGCUGCUUGGGACUUACCUGGCCCACGCACCUGAGAGAAACCCCCAGCGGGGGUGGGCAAAAGGAGCUGCUCGCCUCAAGGUGCCUCCACCACACACAGCCCCGGCCGCUCACGAAGCGGAAAGUGCUGGUCACUGGGGUCACUGGUGGUCACUGACCCCUGCCCAUCCUGGCAGCCUCAUCCAGCUGCUGAGUUUCACUCAUAGCUUCUGAGCAAAGCAGGCUCAGCAUCAUCUGCCCCGGAGGAAAGACAAUCCAAGCGUUUUCUAACACACCCACAAAAGAGGAGAAAGGCCUGGAAGUUCUCAGAUCCUUUUGCUCGCCAGCAGGUGCUGGUCAAGGGACCCAGGAGAGCAGGAGAGAAUGGGAGCAGGCAGUGAGCCAGAGCUAAGCAGCUUCCAGGCAGCCAUAGCUUUCCAUUUGUUUGUGUCACAUCCCAUCCCACAUGUAUCUAUGACAUGAAGCACUCAGAAAUAGAUUUCACCCUAUAAAAACGACUUCCUGCCUACCAGCACAUCCCUGAGCGCUGCCUGAACCCCUCCCUGCCAUGCCUUGCAGCAAGAGAUACAGACAGUGGAUUGGCGCGAGGCCACGCUUGGCAUGAAUAUCCUCCCCCAAUACCUCCUGGCUAUUUUUAGCCUAAGCCACGCUGCAAUCUGCCAGUUCAUAAAUCAGCACUGCAGACUUUUAAAAAAAAAGUUUAACGUGAGCCCAGUGACCCAGCACAACAGCCCAUCCCGAAUAAACUCUGCCGGGGGGGAUCCUGGACAUCCAUCUGCAGAGGAGAUGGUUUACAAAACCACCAGCACAGCAGCAGCACCCUGCUGCAUUUCAAAAGAAAUGCCCUGACCCCCAGCUGGUGUGGCCAAGAAACACGCUGGUUACAUUCCCUGCUACAGGUUGGGCUUCUCCACAGGAAGAUGCUCACACCCAGCACUGGUCGGGAAGCGUCACACACACCACAGCUCCAGAAGAGGCAGCUCUUCCCAGCCCUGAUGGGAUGCUCUGUCCCCUCUCCAGCUCCCCGUGAAAGCACCUGAGCUGCUCCCGGCCCUGCCACAGCCUCCUCCACCCUGACUCAAGUUUUCCACUAAGGGGCUCGUUUUUCCUUCAAAGGACCAUAAAGCCAGGGAAGGGGAAAAAAACCCAAAACAAAGUAAACACAUCUUCAGAAACCAGCACCCUUCUUCUCAACCUGCUCUGCACUAGAGACUCCCCCCGAACCCCUCGCCCUCAAUAUCCAGUCUACUGGAGCUCUCCCAAGCCAAUAAAUCUCAAAACCUCAAACGACGGAGCGGAACGAGCUUUCUUUAUCAGCCCGGCCCCAUCUUCAUGGCUCCCCCCACCUCCUCCCUCAGCCCGUGCUGAUCCUUAGCCUGGAAGCGAGCAGAGCACCAGUUUAUGGAGCUCCACAUGGACCAGCCACCACCCCAGAGCUCCCCAGCGCUUUUUCCUUCACCCUGCGCGGCAUCCCCGCCUCCCGAGGCCUCGGCCCGCCCCUUCCUCCGCGCCGCGCCCGCAGCCGCCGGCGGGGAUCGGGAUCCGGGAUCCGGGAGCGCGGCUCCGCCAUGCCGAAACACGAGUUCUUCGUGGACAUGACCUGUGAGGGCUGCUCCAAUGCAGUCACCCGUGUCCUGCACAGGCUGGGAGGUGUCAGCUUUGAUAUUGACCUGCCUAACAAGAAGGUGUGUAUUGACUCAGAGCACAACGUUGACACCCUGUUGGAAACCCUCAAGAAGACUGGAAAGAAUGCUUCCUACCUCGGGGAGAAGUCUGCACAGUAGCCUUGCCUGGUGUGAGGAGCUAGGAACUCACACAUGACUUCAGCAAAAAGAUGGCUUAACUGUUUGCAUGUCUUCCCAACUUGCUGUGUCAUUUGACCUUUGCCAGAUGUUGGAAAGCAGAGGGCUGGCAGGAGGAGACAGCUGGGCCUUGGAUUCUAAAAGUGGAGAGGUCUGGAGGAGGUUUCUAGUCCCACAGUAAAUUGAGGCGUUGCUUUUAACUUUCA